Balearica regulorum gibbericeps (East African grey crowned-crane) is the source of this 742-nucleotide messenger RNA. Lineage: Eukaryota; Metazoa; Chordata; Aves; Gruiformes; Gruidae. The record is from RefSeq and is a predicted model, not a curated record.
GUGAUGGGAGCAUGAGUGAAAAUGAGGGGGAUCUCCAGCAAGAUGGGCCGGAGGCAGCCGAACACUGUGGGGCCAUUUCGGACUUUUUCAUGAGGGAAGCUUCUCCUCCGGGCUGCGGCCAGGACGUGUCCCGUCUGAGGCCAGACCUUGUCUCCCCAGAGACGGGGCUGGAGAAGACUUCUCGCUGCGGCUUCAGGAAGCGGAAGGAGACAGUGGUGCACCAGCAGGCAUUCAUGGGAGAGAAGCCCUACAUCUGUAUUGAGUGUGGGCAGAGCUUCAACCGCAGCUCCGACCUGAUUCGCCACCAGAGGAUCCACACUGGGGAGAAACCUUACAUGUGUGCUGACUGUGGCAAAAGCUUCAGCCGACGCUCCCACCUCAUCCAGCACCAGCGCGUCCACACGGGUGAGAAACCCUACAAGUGCCCCCAGUGCGGGAAGCGCUUCAGCGACAGCUCCAACCUCAUCGCCCACCAGCGGCUCCACACAGGUGAGAAGCCAUACUUGUGCCCUGACUGCGGAAAGAGUUUCAGCCAGCGCUCGCACCUUGUCCAGCACCGUCGCACCCACACUGGGGAGAAGCCCUACAAGUGUGCUGAGUGUGGGACCUGCUUCAGUGACAACUCUACCCUCAUUCGUCACCGUCGGACCCACACUGGGGAGAAACCUUUCAAGUGCUCCCACUGUGGGAAGAGCUUCAGUCGCAACUCCUACUUAGUCUCACACCAGCGGGUGCAUGUGUG